Messenger RNA from Coregonus sp. 'balchen', 30382 nucleotides. The record is from the annotation of a GenBank genome assembly. NCBI's taxonomy places the organism in Eukaryota, Metazoa, Chordata, Actinopteri, Salmoniformes, Salmonidae.
UCCGUAGUGAAGAGAGGUUGCAGGUAACUCUGGGAAAUACUCAACACAAAAAAAUACUGUUUUAAUUAAAAGUCUGCGCUGUUUAUAUGUGAGGAAUUUGGUGAAAGCAAUCACGAGUCUCAAUAAGCUGCAGAAUUGACCGCGGAUCCAAGGUAAGGUCGUGUGGUCUUAGUGUGCCGUGGCUGCUUGUCCUGGAUGGUUCAGCCAGGCUAUAUGGCCUGCUAGUUAGCUAGCUAGCUUCAUUCCUCCUCUCUCAUGCACAGAUUUCACCCUCGUAUGGCACUAAAAUGAUUAAUGUGGUACUCGGUCACAUCGAUACUCUAAUGGAUUCACGUCUGAAUUAAUUUAGACGUUGAGAAAUGGCGCUGGGAGUAAAAAUAAAUAAAAAUGAAGUGAUAUGUUGGCAUCGCGGGUAGCCAGAAUGGUGGCGGUGUUUGUUUGGUUUCAGACACCACAUUGCUGUAUUCCGGGUCAUGCAGCGAGGCCGGAGUUUGGUUUCAGACACCACAUUGCUGUAUUCCGGGUCAUGCAGCGAGGCCGGAGUUUGGUUUCAGACACCACAUUGCUGUAUUCCGGGUCAUGCAGCGAGGCCGGAGUUUGGUUUCAGACACCACAUUGCUGUAUUCCGGGUCAUGCAGCGAGGCCGGAGUUUGGUUUCAGACACCACAUUGCUGUAUUCCGGGUCAUGCAGCGAGGCCGGAGUUUGGUUUCAGACACCACAUUGCUGUAUUCCGGGUCAUGCAGCGAGGCCGGAGUUUGGUUUCAGACACCACAUUGCUGUAUUCCGGGUCAUGCAGCGAGGCCGGAGUUUGGUUUCAGACACCACAUUGCUGUAUUCCGGGUCAUGCAGCGAGGCCGGAGUUUGGUUUCAGACACCACAUUGCUGUAUUCCGGGUCAUGCAGCGAGGCCGGAGUUUGGUUUCAGACACCACAUUGCUGUAUUCCGGGUCAUGCAGCGAGGCCGGAGUUUGGUUUCAGACACCACAUUGCUGUAUUCCGGGUCAUGCCGAGGCCGGAGUUUGCUGUAUUCCGGGUCAUGCAGCGAGGCCGGAGUUUGGUUUCAGACACCACAUUGCUGUAUUCCGGGUCAUGCAGCGAGGCCGGAGUUUGGUUUCAGACACCACAUUGCUGUAUUCCGGGUCAUGCAGCGAGGCCGGAGUUUGGUUUCAGACACCACAUUGCUGUAUUUCACGUCAUGCAGUGAGGCCGGAGUUUGGCGCCAAGGCCGUCAGUAUUUUGUCCCUGUCUUGGAUGUAUGUUUUGUAGUGUUGGACUAUUGUUCGACCCAACAUGCAUGGUUUUACAGAAUGUAUAUUGUAUUGAGUGGCAGGUGCCGGGGUUUGUUGAUUCGUUUUAGGAAACGUGUCGUUUGUAGAGGUACAUGGAGGAUAGUUGAUUUGACGUUCUUAUUUACAUGCUGUGAUCCCAUGUUACUGUUGGUUAGUUAGAUAGCAAAUUGAGUUAGCCUAUGCUUAGACUUGUCAGUUGAUGGUGUACUUCUGUGAAUAACGUAGUAAGUUAGACAAUGCACUUUAUUAUCAUGAAAAUAACGGUCCUUUUCGUAAUUGAGCAAAGUUAAUCUAUGGAACGAACUCAUGAUAAACCAGAGCCUGUCGUUUCCAAUGGGAGCAAAUUAAUCAUAGUGGGCAGAACAAGCAAGGAUGUGGGCAGAGCCAAGCAAGAGCUAGUGAGAUCCUAUUGGUGCGUUCUAGCAUAUAUUUGCAUAUUUCCGUUAGGUAACGCCCACGUUGUGAAGUGAGCAUGUGCAAUAAUUCAAUUCGCCCUGGCGCUCCUAAACAAUGCAAUUUUUUUACAACUUUGGCAUAGGGUAAAGUCUACAAAACGCAGUCCACUGUUUGUUACAGAUUCUAGUUUUGGAAACAGAACUGUAUGGAGAUCAAAUGUUUAAUCAAUGAGGAAAUUUGUAAAAUGUAGGGAGAAAUCCAUCUUGAUCUAUCUUCUCCCACUUCCGGCUACUGGGCUUCCUCUCAUCACCAUAUUUGGUAGUGAGAGGAAACGCAACCGGAUGCUUCACAUUUAUGUGUGAAUAGAAUUCUAGAAUGCUGCUGUAGAUUACUGAGAAUUUAAGAUGAAGCUAAUUUCGAACAAACAGACAGAUCAAGAACAAAUAACUUAGUUUUAAAGAGCACAACCUCUUCUUUAAUGACACCACAUUUCAUGUCAAUAGGAAUAAGUAAUUAUGUAAAGCGAAUAACACUCAACACAACAAACUGAAAAGACACAACAAAUAUCCACGAUUACAACCAAUUGAUUACAGCUAGGAUGCACAUUUUUGUCAAUUUUGCUGCCUACUAACUGACCCUCAUUAACAGGUUAACAAACAGUAAAAUUAGUGACCAACAGAAAAUACUAUAAGAGAUCUGUAUAUGGGUCAAUGAUGAAUAAGGAUUUCAAAAUGGGAGAAUAUAAAAAUGUGUUAAAUGCUAAUUAAAGUUAUUUCUUCCUUCAUUAGAGUGGUGUGUGUGUCUGUGAGAUAUAUAAAUACAUACAUACAGUACCAGUCAAAAGUUUUAGAACACCUACUCAUUCAAGAGUUUUUCUUUAUUCUGUUUUACAUUGUAGAAUAAUAGUGAAGACAUCAAAACUAUGAAAUAACACAUGGAAUCAUGUUGUAACCAAAAAAAGUGUUAAACAAAUCCAAAUCUAUUUUAUAUUUAAGAUUUUUCAAAUAGCCACCCUUAUCCUUGACAGCUUUGCACGCUUUUGGCAUUCUCUCAACCAGCUUCACCUGGAAUGCUUUUCCAACAGUCUUGAAGGAGUUCCCACAUAUGCUGAGCACUUGUUGGCUGCUUUUCCUUCACUCUGCCGUCCGACUCAUCCCAAACCAUCUCAAUUGGGUUGAGGUCGGGGGAUUGUGGAGGCCAGGUCAACUAAUAGCCCUUACACAGCCUGGAUGUGUGUUGGGUCAUUGUCCUGUUGAUAAACAAAUGAUAGUCCGACUAAGCCCAAACCAGAGUGGUCCCAGCCCCCUACCAGAUGUAUUGUCUAGUGGUCCCAGCCCCCUACCAGAUGUAUUGUCUAGUGGUCCCAGCCCCCUACCCACAGCUAUUGACCGUGUUCUCCUACCACAGCUAUUCUAUCUAUGGACUCAUAAUGACAUGUAAUCUGUCUACAGGGAUGAGAAGAGGUUGGUUGGAGUGCACCAGAGGAAGACUUUGUGACUUGACAUUUAUGGUGAGUUGUCUCCAUGGUGAGUUGUCUCCAUGGUGAGUUGUCUCCAUGGUGAGUUGUCUCCAUGCUUCUGUGCUGCUUGCUGAUGUGUCGGCAUCGACAGGCCCCUCCCAGUUAGGGGGUGUGAUGAGCUCUACAGCAGUAAUUGUCUCUGGCCCCUCCCAGUUAGGGGGAGGAGUGAUGAGCUCUACAGCAGUAAUUGUCUCUGGCCCCUCCCAGUUAGGGGGAGUGGUGAGCUCUACAGCAGUAAUUGUCUCUGGCCCCUCCCAGUUAGUAUGAGCUCUACAGCAGACUCACACAACUCAAUUGCUGGUUGGAAACUGUUUUCUGCCUCCCAAAAGAUAGAAUUUGUAGAUAAAUGGCCCUCUUUCUGGGACUCACCCACAAACAGGACCAAGCCUGGCCUGCUGAGGAGUGAUGGACUCCAUCCUAGAUGGAGGGGUGCUACAGGACCAAGCCUGGCCUGCUGAGGAGUGAUGGGACUCCAUCCUAGCUGGAGGGGUGCUACAGGACCUGGCCUGCUGAGGAGUGAUGGACUCCAUCCUAGAUGGAGGGGUGCUACAGGACCAAGCCUGGCCUGCUGAGGAGUGACGGACUCCAUCCUAGCUGGAGGGGUGCUACAGGACCAAGCCUGGCCUGCUGAGGAGUGAUGGACUCCAUCCUAGCUGGAGGGGUGCUACAGGACCAAGCCUGGCCUGUUGAGGAGUGAUGGACUCCAUCCUAGCUAGAGGGGUGCUACAGGACCAAGCCUGGCCUGCUGAGGAGUGACGGACUCCAUCCUAGCUGGAGGGGUGCUACAGGACCAAGCCUGGCCUGCUGAGGAGUGACGGACUCCAUCCUAGAUGGAGGGGUGUUACAGGACCAAGCCUGGCCUGCUGAGGAGUGACGGACUCCAUCCUAGCUGGAGGGGUGCUACAGGACCAAGCCUGGCCUGCUGAGGAGUGACGGACUCCAUCCUAGAUGGAGGGGUGUUACAGGACCAAGCCUGGCCUGCUGAGGAGUGAUGGACUCCAUCCUAGCUGGAGGGGUGUUACAGGACCAAGCCUGGCCUGCUGAGGAGUGAUGGACUCCAUCCUAGCUGGAGGGGUGCUACAGGACCAAGCCUGGCCUGCUGAGGAGUGAUGGACUCCAUCCUAGAUGGAGGGGUGCUACAGGACCAAGCCUGGCCUGCUGAGGAGUGACGGACUCCAUCCUAGUUGGAGGGGUGCUACAGGACCAAGCCUGGCCUGCUGAGGAGUGAUGGACUCCAUCCUAGCUGGAGGGGUGCUACAGGACCAAGCCUGGCCUGCUGAGGAGUGAUGGACUCCAUCCUAGCUGGAGGGGAGCUACAGGACCAAGCCUGGCCUGCUGAGGAGUGAUGGACCCUGGAGGGGUGUUACAGGACCAAGCCUGGCCUGCUGAGGAGUGAUGGACUCCAUCCUAGUUGGAGGGGUGCUACAGGACCAAGCCUGGCCUGCUGAGGAGUGAUGGACUCCAUCCUAGAUGGAGGGGUGUUACAGGACCAAGCCUGGCCUGCUGAGGAGUGAUGGACUCCAUCCUAGUUGGAGGGGUGCUACAGGACCAAGCCUGGCCUGCUGAGGAGUGAUGGACUCCAUCCUAGCUGGAGGGGUGUUACAGGACCAAGCCUGGCCUGCUGAGGAGUGACGGACUCCAUCCUAGCUGGAGGGGUGCUACAGGACCAAGCCUGGCCUGCUGAGGAGUGACGGACUCCAUCCUAGCUGGAGGGGUGCUACAGGACCAAGCCUGGCCUGCUGAGGAGUGAUGGACUCCAUCCUAGCUGGAGGGGUGCUACAGGACCAAGCCUGGCCUGCUGAGGAGUGAUGGACCCAUCCUAGCUGGAGGGGUGCUACAGGACCAAGCCUGGCCUGCUGAGGAGUGACGGACUCCAUCCUAGCUGGAGGGGUGGUACAGGACCAAGCCUGGCCUGCUGAGGAGUGAUGGACCCAUCCUAGCUGGAGGGGUGCUACAGGACCAAGCCUGGCCUGCUGAGGAGUGACGGACUCCAUCCUAGCUGGAGGGGUGGUACAGGACCAAGCCUGGCCUGCUGAGGAGUGAUGGACUCCAUCCUAGCUGGAGGGGUGUUACAGGACCAAGCCUGGCCUGCUGAGGAGUGAUGGACUCCAUCCUAGCUGGAGGGGUGCUACAGGACCAAGCCUGGCCUGCUGAGGAGUGACGGACUCCAUCCUAGCUGGAGAGGAGCUCUCCUUUUCUCUAACAACAUAGGCAGGACUGGAACUCCUCUACAUCCACACUGGCCCCCUUUCGAACAGUCCCACUUUCUUGUCGGUGCGUAGCCGGCAACGGUGAGAGGGGUGGAAACGGGCAGGAAGUGCGUCAUCUCUGCUAAGCUUUGUGAUUGGUCCACCCAAGUGAGAGUCGUGCGUCAGGUCGUCAGUCACAGAGCUUAAGCGUAGUGCGUGCCAAUGUCGCUUCAGGAUUACCACGACGUUUUCAGAGGUGGAGGCAGAUUUUAAAAAAGAAAAUACCACCAUCACAACUAGGUCCCAUAGCAGGUUUUACUGUACUGUGAUUUUUACCCCCUGCAGCUUUCAGAUAUAAAGAAGACGGUAUGAUGGUGCAUGUUUUUGUUUAGAUAUAAAAGGGGUAUGAUAGAUGUUAUUGGAUAUGAUGAAAGUUCUUCAGUCUCCCAUUGGGCUCAUGUAGUUAUUCUCCGUCUCAUUGCUCAGCUUCUCCUGCCUCUCCCCUCCUCCCUGUAGGAUACAUCAGGAUGAAACGGCUCAGGUCUUCAAGCAGCAGUGACAGUUCUGACAAUGAGAGUGAGUUAACUUUCUGAAUAAACAUCAUUACCUAAAACGAUGUGGUUUUUAUUUCUACCUAGUGUAUAUGUAUUUCUACCUAGUGUAUAUGUAUUUCUACCUAGUGUAUAUGUAUUUCUACCUAGUGUAUAUGUAUUUCUUUGAGCAUGUUUUCCGUUUUCAUCUUGACAAAAAAAACUUCCGAAAAAAACAGGUCAUGCAUGUACCAGGGUUGGCUCAGUUUGAAAUGAAGGCAGUCAAUUCAGGAAGUGUUAAAACGUUUGAAAUAAAUAGCUACUACUUUUCAUUUUAUUGAGAAGUCAUUGAAAAGAAAUGCAAUUUUUUUUUGAUUGAAUUGUAGUUUUAGUUUACUUCCUGAAUUGACUGCCUUCAAUUAGAAUUGAGCCCAGCAGUGGUACGUACGCCCUGUUCCUCUCUCUAACAGGUCCUUCCACUUCCUGCUCCUCCAACAAGUAUGGAAGCAAACCUGGAACCCCCGCUUCCAUGCCCAAGAAACCAGCAGAGGUACAGUAUGAGAAGAACACUGUUUCCAGUCUGUAGGCUGUCUGCUUAUCAUAUCUCUCAGGUUGUGUCCCAAAUGACAACCCCAUAGGGCUCUGGUCAAAAGUAGUGCACCAUUUAGGUAAAAUAAAAUAUAUAAAAAAAAUAGGGUGCCAUUUGGGAUGCAUGGUCAGAAAGCUGCAGCUUCCUGAGUAUUCUUUACAUGCAACAGUGUUGAUACCCCCUCUCCUUCCUCCCCAUGGUAGGGCUCUGUCAGCCUGUUGAUACCCCCUCUCCUUCCUCCCCAUGGUAGAAGGGCUCUGUCAGCCUGUUGAUACCCCCUCUCCUUCCUCCCCAUGGUAGAAGGGCUCUGUCAGCCUGUUGAUACCCCCUCUCCUUCCUCCCCAUGGUAGAAGGGCUCUGUCAGCCUGUUGAUACCCCCUCUCCUUCCUCCCCAUGGUAGAAGGGCUCUGUCAGCCUGUUGAUACCCUCUCCUUCCUCCCCAUGGUAGAAGGGCUCUGUCAGCCUGUUGAUACCCUCUCCCCUUCCUCCCCAUGGUAGAAGGGCUCUGUCAGCCUGUUGAUACCCUCUCCUUCCUCCCCAUGGUAGAAGGGCUCUGUCAGCCUGUUGAUACCCUCUCCUUCCUCCCCAUGGUAGAAGGGCUCUGUCAGCCUGUUGAUACCCUCUCCUUCCUCCCCAUGGUAGAAGGGCUCUGUCAGCCUGUUGAUACCCUCUCUCCUUCCUCCCCAUGGUAGAAGGGCUCUGUCAGCCUGUUGAUACCCCCUCUCCCCUUCCUCCCCAUGGUAGAAGGGCUCUGUCAGCCUGUUGAUACCCUCUCCUUCCUCCCCAUGGUAGAAGGGCUCUGUCAGCCUGUUGAUACCCCCUCUCCUUCCUCCCCAUGGUAGAAGGGCUCUGUCAGCCUGUUGAUACCCUCUCCUUCCUCCCCAUGGUAGAAGGGCUCUGUCAGCCUGUUGAUACCCUCUCUCCUUCCUCCCCAUGGUAGAAGGGCUCUGUCAGCCUGUUGAUACCCCCUCUCCCCUUCCUCCCCAUGGUAGAAGGGCUCUGUCAGCCUGUUGAUACCCUCUCCUUCCUCCCCAUGGUAGAAGGGCUCUGUCAGCCUGUUGAUACCCCCUCUCCUUCCUCCCCAUGGUAGAAGGGCUCUGUCAGCCUGUUGAUACCCUCUCCUUCCUCCCCAUGGUAGAAGGGCUCUGUCAGCCUGUUGAUACCCUCUCCUUCCUCCCCAUGGUAGAAGGGCUCUGUCAGCCUGUUGAUACCCCCUCUCCCCUUCCUCCCCAUGGUAGAAGGGCUCUGUCAGCCUGUUGAUACCCCCUCUCCCCUUCCUCCCCAUGGUAGAAGGGCUCUGUCAGCCUGUUGAUACCCUCUCCUUCCUCCCCAUGUAGAAGGGCUCUGUCAGCCUGUUGAUACCCCCUCUCCUUCCUCCCCAUGGUAGAAGGGCUCUGUCAGCCUGUUGAUACCCCCUCUCCCCUUCCUCCCCAUGGUAGAAGGGCUCUGUCAGCCUGUUGAUACCCCCUCUCCCCUUCCUCCCCAUGGUAGAAGGGCUCUGUCAGCCUGUUGAUACCCCCUCUCCUUCCUCCCCAUGGUAGAAGGGCUCUGUCAGCCUGUUGAUACCCCCUCUCCCCUUCCUCCCCAUGGUAGAAGGGCUCUGUCAGCCUGUUGAUACCCUCUCCUUCCUCCCCAUGGUAGAAGGGCUCUGUCAGCCUGUUGAUACCCCCUCUCCCCUUCCUCCCCAUGGUAGAAGGGCUCUGUCAGCCAGUUGAUACCCUCUCCCCUUCCUCCCCAUGGUAGGUCUCUGUCAGCCAGUUGAUACCCUCUCCUUCCUCCCCAUGGUAGAAGGUCUCUGUCAGCCUGUUGAUACCCUCUCCUUCCUCCCCAUGGUAGAAGGGCUCUGUCAGCCUGUUGAAACCCCCUCUCCUUCCUCCCCAUGGUAGAAGGGCUCUGUCAGCCUGUUGAUACCCUCUCCUUCCUCCCCAUGGUAGAAGGGCUCUGUCAGCCUGUUGAUACCCCCUCUCCCCUUCCUCCCCAUGGUAGAAGGGCUCUGUCAGCCAGUUGAUACCCUCUCCCCUUCCUCCCCAUGGUAGAAGGGCUCUGUCAGCCUGUUGAUACCCCCUCUCCUUCCUCCCCAUGGUAGAAGGGCUCUGUCAGCCAGUUGAUACCCUCUCCUUCCUCCCAUGGUAGAAGGGCUCUGUCAGCCUGUUGAUACCCCCUCUCCCCUUCCUCCCCAUGGUAGGUCUCUGUCAGCCUGUUGAUACCCUCUCCUUCCUCCCAUGGUAGAAGGGCUCUGUCAGCCUGUUGAUACCCUCUCCUUCCUCCCCAUGGUAGAAGGGCUCUGUCAGCCUGUUGAUACCCCCUCUCCCCUUCCUCCCCAUGGUAGAAGGGCUCUGUCAGCCUGUUGAUACCCUCUCCUUCCUCCCCAUGGUAGAAGGGCUCUGUCAGCCUGUUGAUACCCUCUCCUUCCUCCCCAUGGUAGAAGGGCUCUGUCAGCCUGUUGAUACCCUCUCCUUCCUCCCCAUGUAGAAGGGCUCUGUCAGCCUGUUGAUACCCCCUCUCCUUCCUCCCCAUGGUAGAAGGUCUCUGUCAGCCUGUUGAUACCCCCUCUCCUUCCUCCCCAUGGUAGAAGGGCUCUGUCAGCCUGUUGAUACCCCCUCUCAUUCCUCCCCAUGGUAGAAGGUCUCUGUCAGCCUGUUGAUACCCCCUCUCAUUCCUUCCCAUGGUAGAAGGUCUCUGUCAGCCUGUUGAUACCCCCUCUCAUUCCUCCCCAUGGUAGAAGGUCUCUGUCAGCCUGUUGAUACCCCCUCUCCUUCCUCCCCAUGGUAGAAGGGCUCUGUCAGCCUGUUGAUACCCCCUCUCAUUCCUCCCCAUGUAGAAGGGCUCUGUCAGCCUGUUGAUACCCCCUCUCCUUCCUCCCCAUGGUAGAAGGUCUCUGUCAGCCUGUUGAUACCCCCUCUCCUUCCUCCCCAUGGUAGAAGGGCUCUGUCAGCCUGUUGAUACCCCCUCUCCUUCCUCCCCAUGGUAGAAGGGCUCUGUCAGACUGUUGAUACCCUCUCCUUCCUCCCCAUGGUAGAAGGGCUCUGUCAGCCUGUUGAUACCCUCUCCUUCCUCCCCAUGGUAGAAGGGCUCUGUCAGCCUGUUGAUACCCUCUCCUUCCUCCCCAUGGUAGAAGGGCUCUGUCAGCCUGUUGAUACCCCCUCUCCUUCCUCCCCAUGGUAGAAGGGCUCUGUCAGCCUGUUGAUACCCUCUCCUUCCUCCCCAUGGUAGAAGGGCUCUGUCAGCCUGUUGAUACCCCCUCUCCUUCCUCCCCAUGGUAGAAGGGCUCUGUCAGCCAGUUGAUACCCUCUCCUUCCUCCCCAUGGUAGAAGGGCUCUGUCAGCCUGUUGAUACCCCCUCUCCUUCCUCCCCAUGUAGAAGGGCUCUGUCAGCCUGUUGAUACCCUCUCCUUCCUCCCAUGGUAGAUGGGCUCUGUCAGCCUGUUGAUACCCCCUCUCCUUCCUCCCCAUGGUAGAAGGGCUCUGUCAACCUGUUGAUACCCUCUCCUUCCUCCCCAUGGUAGAAGGGCUCUGUCAGCCUGUUGAUACCCCCUCUCCUUCCUCCCCAGGUGUUCAGGAAAGACCUGAUCAGUGCCAUGAAGCUGCCUGACUCUCACCAUGUCUCCCCUGAAGACUACUAUCUGCUGGGGGACACCUGGAGACAGGAGUGGGAGAAGGGUGUGCAGGUGCCGGCCUUCCCCGAAACCAUCCCACACGCCUCCAUCAGGUAACCAUACAACACACCUGUCUCCUCCUGUCUUAACAACACACCUGUCUCCUCCUGUCUUAACAACACACCUGUCUCCUCCUGUCUCCUCCUGUCUCCUCCUGUCUCCUCCUGUCUCCUCCUGUCUCCUCCUGUCUUAACAACACACCUGUCUCCUCCUGUCUCCACCUGUCUCCUCCUGUCUCCUCCUGUCUUAACAACACACCUGUCUCCACCUGUCUCCUCCUGUCUCCACCUGUCUCCUCCUGUCUCCUCCUGUCUCCUCCUGUCUCCUCCUGUCUUAACAACACACUGCCAUACUUUUCCCUUUGUGGUGCAGGGAGUUGCAGCACCAAAAUCCACAUAGUAAAAAAUACUAUUUAAAGCAGGUGAAGUCUUGUGUGUGGAGUUAUUUUCUUCUGCAAUGUGAGAGAGAUCAGCCCUCCUGGGAAUUGGCCUAUAGGGAUAGAUUGGAAUGUUCCUUCCAGAAGUAAUAUGGAAUGCAUAACUAUGGUAGCAAUUAAAAGGGAACCGUUUGGAGAUAAUGAUUAGACUAAAGGUGAGGAGAUGAUGGCUGAAUGAUUAGACUAAAGGUGAGGAGAUGAUGGCUGAAUGAUUAGACUAAAGGUGAGGAGAUGAUGGGUGAAUGAUUAGACUAAAGGUGAGGAGAUGAUGGGUGAAUGAUUAGACUAAAGGUGAGGAGAUGAUGGGUGAAUGAUUAGACUAAAGGUGAGGAGAUGAUGGGUGAAUGAUUAGACUAAAGGUGAGGAGAUGAUGGGUGAAUGAUUAGACUAAAGGUGAGGAGAUGAUGGCUGAAUGAUUAGACUAAAGGUGAGGAGAUGAUGGGUGAAUGAUUAGACUAAAGGUGAGGAGAUGAUGGGUGAAUGAUUAGACUAAAGGUGAGGAGAUGAUGGGUGAAUGAUUAGACUAAAGGUGAGGAGAUGAUGGGUGAAUGAUUAGACUAAAGGUGAGGAGAUGAUGGGUGAAUGAUUAGACUAAAGGUGAGGAGAUGAUGGGUGAAUGAUUAGACUAAAGGUGAGGAGAUGAUGGGUGAAUGAUUAGACUAAAGGUGAGGAGAUGAUGGGUGAAUGAUUAGACUAAAGGUGAGGAGAUGAUGGGUGAAUGAUUAGACUAAAGGUGAGGAGAUGAUGGCUGAAUGAUUAGACUAAAGGUGAGGAGAUGAUGGGGGAAUGAUUAGACUAAAGGUGAGGAGAUGAUGGGGGAAUGAUUAGACUAAAGGUGAGGACACAUCAGUUCACCUGACACAAGUCAGAGUCCAAACACUACACUGUUGACUUUAUUUACAUUUUACAUUUGCUGUACUUUUCACAGCAUUUGUUGAUAACGAAAUCUGAAAAUACUCUGGAUACAUUCAGUAACAUGAACGUGCAAUGUAAGACAAAAAAAUGCCAAGCGUUUGAGUGAGAGGUCUAACUGCUGUCUCCAAGUGGCCACACCCCUCUCCAGACUGUGGGUUUGAGUGAGCGGUCUAACUGCUGUCUCCAAGUGGCCACACCUCUCCAAAGUGUGCACAGUUCCUAAGGAAUGUCAAUGGACUUUUAUGAUUCAAAGAAGAGUCUUAAAUUAUAAGGAACCAUUUCCGUUGAGGAACUAGAGCCUGCACACUCUGUUUGGAGCAUAGUCCUCCAUCCCGGAUGUUUACACAAUCCAGAAAUGGUCCAUUUAUAUAAAUCCCAAUCUGGGUCAGUUGGGCAUCAUUUGAAAGCUUGUUCUAUUGCCAACAUGACUAGCUAAAUGAUAAAAUAAGAUCUUUCAGUGUCAGGCUUUCACAAGGCAGUUCAGAGAAGCAUGUCGUCUUCUUGGUGCUCAUUGAAUGGAGUCAUGCGUGCAUUUCGACGUGUGGUCCGGCAAAUAUUCUUCAUAAUAUACACCGGCUCAUUCUGUACAGGACAAUACAGGGUAUAACACCAUGUCAUCUUGUAACAAGGUGCACAUUUGGACUCACGGGUGUUUCCCUUGCUUGUAUGACAUCAAAGCGGUAUUUAUUAUAAACCUUUUCUAAAUGCAUAGAGUCCUCAUCAUUUACAGCAAUUCCCUCACUCAGACAAAAAGAAGUGUGCAGAAGUUGGCCAAUUAGCAGGAGGGACGGGGCGAAGUUGGCCAAUUAGCAGGAGGGACGGGGGCAACUUGUUGUGAUCAAGUUCAGAACGGCUGUCAGUCAAAACCCACACAGCGCUGUGAAGCGCAGACCCUGAGCUCUGACGUCAUGUAUAGCAUGUUACUGUCCAGAACCAGAGCUCUGACGUCAUGUAUAGCGUGUUACUGUACAGGCCCAGAGCUCUGACGUCAUGUAUAGCAUGUUACUGUCCAGCCACUGAGCUCUGACGUCAUGUAUAGCAUGUUACUGUCCAGCCACUGAGCUCUGACGUCAUGUAUAGCAUGUUACUGUCCAGAACCAGAGCUCUGACGUCAUGUAUAGCAUGUUACUGUCCAGCCACUGAGCUCUGACGUCAUGUAUAGCAUGUUACUGUCCAGCCACUGAGCUCUGACGUCAUGUAUAGCAUGUUACUGUCCAGCCACUGAGCACUGACGUCAUGUAUAGCAUGUUACUGUCCAGCCACUGAGCUCUGACGUCAUGUAUAGCAUGUUACUGUCCAGCCCACUGAGCUCUGACGUCAUGUAUAGCAUGUUACUGUCCAGCCCACUGAGCUCUGACGUCAUGUAUAGCAUGUUACUGUCCAGCCACUGAGCUCUGACGUCAUGUAUAGCGUGUUACUAUCCAGAACCAGAGCUCUGACGUCAUGUAUAGCGUGUUACUGUCCAGACACUGAGCUCUGACGUCAUGUAUAGCAUGUUACUGUCCAGAACCAGAGCUCUGACGUCAUGUAUAGCAUGUUACUGUCCAGCCACUGAGCUCUGACGUCAUGUAUAGCGUGUUACUAUCCAGAACCAGAGCUCUGACGUCAUGUAUAGCGUGUUACUGUCCAGACACUGAGCUCUGACGUCAUGUAUAGCAUGUUACUGUCCAGAACCAGAGCUCUGACGUCAUGUAUAGCGUGUUACUGUCCAGCCACUGAGCUCUGACGUCAUGUAUAGCGUGUUACUGUCCAGAACCAGAGCUCUGACGUCAUGUAUAGCAUGUUACUGUACAGACCCAGAGCUCUGACGUCAUGUAUAGCAUGUUACUGUCCAGCCACUGAGCUCUGACGUCAUGUAUAGCAUGUUACUGUCCAGCCACUACGUUACAAUUUAGGUGCUUAUCAGUGUCCAAAUCUGCCAUUUUCAACCCGUCUACGGGUAUGAGAUUAAAGAGCUAUGCUUUGUUCUGAGAGAGAACGCCACUAUAUAUUAUAUAUGCAGCUGUCUGGGUGAUAUAGGAGAGAGAGCCACUAUAUAUGCAGCUGUCUGGGUGAUAUAGGACCUUUUUUUUUAUAGAGGGUAUGAGUUUAAAGAGCUACUGGCUCUCUCUGUUUUUCUGGGUACUGGACGACUUCACAAGUUGCGAGUGAUUCCUUACAAUUGUUUGCAUUUGUUUCUGUAGGAACAUAGCGGAGAAGCCUAAGGAGGUGUUAUUCACUCUCCAGAGGAGGUAUAUCCAGUGCUGGAGUCAGGACUCGACAGAGACGGGUUAUGUUAACAUCAAGGAGCUGGCUGAAGCCAUGUGUCCUUAUGAUCUGGAUGACAUGGACCUCUACUGGCUGCAGGCUCUCAACGCUGAGCUAGGACACAUGGGUAAGGACCACAAACCUUCUCAUAGGCUGGGACACAUGGGUAAGGACCACAAACCUUCUCAUAGGCUGUGGCUGCGUUCCAAAUGGCACCCUAAAGGCAUCCGCCCGUUUACAUCGGUUGGGUUUGCUCCUGGCAGAAUUAUACGCUUGAAAACAAGAAAAAAGCGGCAAUAGUACUGUUUGUCCCUCUUGAGACGCUGUAGCAACAACAGCCAAUAUACUACUUCCUCAAAAUAGUCAAAAUGAAUCUAAGAUAAAUAAAUCUGUAAUGAAUUUUGACGUUUUUGCUGAGGUCAUGCAAUUUUACAUCUUAAGAUAUUUGGUCCAGUAUUUCUCAAGUGAAAAAAUGUGCAUGAAAACUAGUAGUUGCUUGUUGAAUGACAAACACUUAAUUGAAGAAUCCUGUCUAUAGUUACCACUAGGAGUAGUACUGUUGACCAAUCACAGACACUAGGAGUAGUACUGUUGACCAAUCACAGACACUAGGAGUAGUACUGUUGACCAAUCACAGACAAAGGGGGGUAGACUUCAGCUACCGAACUUCGACUUGCCUCAAGAAAAAAUGUGUGUGCUGGAACAGCCCCCCCCAAAAAAAACUGCCGAACACCAAAACGAGAGAAAAAAGUCACAACAUUUCAUAAUAUAUGCUUGAACUGUUUAGACUGGGAAGCAUGUGACAUGCUUCACACCACCACCUUCCAGGGGAUUGGCUUGAGUAAGGCUCUGCCCAGAUUGGCUCAUCUUGAUCACAUAAUGAGUGGUUAUUUGGAGUGCAAGGUGAUUUGGAACCUUGGUGAUGCUGCUCUUCCCUCAGUAUCUUAUGGGGCUUGCUCUUCCCUCAGUAUCUUAUGGGGCUUUGUGGAGAACAGAGGAGUGUGGCUACGGGCAGCAACGCUGUCGUUGUCAAAUUCAAUCAAAUGUAUUUAUAAUCAGCAGAUGUUCUUCUGUCUCUCUGGGUCUAACUGUGCUUAUCUCUCUGGGUCUAACUGUGCUUAUCUCUCUGGGUCUAUCUGUGCUUAUCUCUCUGGGUCUAACUGUGCUUAUCUCUCUGGGUCUAACUGUGCUUAUCUCUCUGGGUCUAACUGUGCUUAUCUCUCUGGGUCUAACUGUGCUUAUCUCUCUGGGUCUAACUGUGCUUAUCUCUCUGGGUCUAACUGUGCUUAUCUCUCUGGGUCUAACUGUGCUUAUCUCUCUGGGUCUAACUGUGCUUAUCUCUCUGGGUCUAUCUGUGCUUAUCUCUCUGGGUCUAACUGUGCUUAUCUCUCUGGGUCUAACUGUGCUUAUCUCUCUGGGUCUAACUGUGCUUAUCUCUCUGGGUCUAACUGUGCUUAUCUCUCUGGGUCUAUCUGUGCUAUGUCAUUCCCCAGGGGAGGGUCCUGUAGACGAGCUGACAAUGGAGCGCACCAUGGAGGCUUUGGAGCGUCAUUGCCAUGACAACAUGAACCAUGCCAUCGACACGGUAGAAGGGCUGGGCAUCGAGUACGACGAGGACGUCAUCUGUGACGUGUGUCGCUCCCCCGACAGCGAGGAGGGCAACGACAUGGUCUUCUGUGACAAGUGUAACAUCUGUGUUCAUCAGGUAGGAACCUGACUGCCUACUAACUAGAGAAAUAUAUAAUACGAAUUAUAAACUGGGUGGGUCGAGCCCUGAAUGCUGAUUGGCUGACAGCCGUGGUAUAUCAGACAGUAUACCAUGGGUAUGACAAAAAGUUGCUUUUUACUGCUCUAAUUACGUUGGUAACCAGUUUAUAACAGCAAUAAGGCCCGAGGAGGUGUGGUAUAUGGCCAAUAUACCACGGCUAAGGGCUGUAUCCUGGGACUCUGUGUUGCGUCGUUUGUAAGAACAGCCCUUAUCCGUGGUAUAUUGGCCAUAUACCACACCUCCUCGGGCCUUAUUGCUUAAAUAUACACUACCGGUCUCAAGUUUAGAACACACUGUUAGCCUCAACAGCACUCUGUAGGGUAGCACCAUGGUGUAGCCGGAGGACAGCUAGCUUCCAUCCUCCUCUGGGUACAUUGACUUCAAUACAAAACCUAGGAGGCUCAUGGUUCUCACCCCCCUUCCAUAGACUUAUACAGUAAUUAUGACAACGUCCAGAGGACGUCCUCCAACCUAUCAAAUCAAACUUUAUUUGUCACAUGGGCCGAAUACAACAGAUGUAGACCUUACCGUGAAAUGCUUACUUACAAUCCCUUAACCAACAAUGCAGUUCAAGGAAGAGUUAGAAAAUAUUUACUAAAUAAACUAAAGUAAAAAGUAACACAAUAAAAUAACAAUAAUGAGGCUAUAUACAGGGGGUACCGGUACCGAGUCAGUGGGCUGGGGUACAGGUUAGUCCAGGUAAUAAUGAGGCUAUAUACAGGGGGUACCGGUACCGAGUCAAUGGGCUGGGGUACAGGUUAGUCCAGGUAAUAAUGAGGCUAUAUACAGGGGGUACCGGUACCGAGUCAAUGGGCUGGGGUACAGGUUAGUCCAGGUAAUAAUGAGGCUAUAUACAGGGGGUACCGGUACCGAGUCAAUGGGCUGGGUACAGGUUAGUCCAGGUAAUAAUGAGGCUAUAUACAGGGGGUACCGGUACCGAGUCAAUGUGCGGGGGUACAGGUUAGUCGAGGUAAUUUGUACAUGUAGGUAGGGGUAAAGUGACUAUGCAUAGAUAAUAAACAGAGAGUAGGGGGGGUCAAUGUAAAUAGUCCAGGUGGCCAUUUGAUUAAUUGUUCAGCAGUCUUAUGGCUUCGGGGUAGAAGCUGUUAAGGAGCCUUUUGGACCUAGACUUGGCGCUCCGGUAUCACUUGCUGUGCGGUAGCAGAGAGAACAGUCUAUGACUUGGGUGACUGGAGUCUUUGGCAAUUUUUAGGGCCUUCCUCUGACACAGCCUGGUAUAGAGGUCCUGGAUGGCAGGAAGCUUGGCCCCAGUGAUGUACUGGGCCGUACGCACUACCCUCUGUAGUGCCUUGCGGUCGGAUGCCGAGCAGUUGCCAUACCAGGCGGUGAUGCAACCAGUCAGGAUGCUCUCGAUGGUGCAGCUGUAUAACUUUUUGAGGAUCUGGGGACCCAUGCCAAAUCUUUUCAGUCUCCUGAGGGGGAAAAGGUGUUGUCGUGCCCUCUUCACGACUGUCUUGGUGUGUUUGGUCCAUGAUAGUUUGUUGGUGAUGUGGACACCAAGGAACUUAACUCUCGACGCACUCCACUACAGCCCCGUCGAUGUUAAUGGUGGCGUGUUCGGCCCUCCUUUUCCUCUAGUCCACAAUCAGCUCCUUUGUCUUGCUCACAUUGAGCGAGAGAUUGUUGUCCUGGCACCACACGGCCAGGUCUCUGACCUCCUUCCUAUAGGCUGUCUCAUCGUUCUCAGACGUGUUGUUGCCUACCCUUACCACCUGGGGGCGGCCCGUCAGGAAGUCCAGGAUCCAGUUGCAGAGGGAGGUGUUUAGUCCCAGGGCCCUGAGCUUAGUGAUGAGCUUUGAGGGCACUAUGGUGUUGAACGCUGAGCUGUAGUCAAUGAACAGCAUUCUCACGUAGGUGUUCCUUUUGUCCAGGUGGGAAAGGGCAGUGUGGAGUGCGAUUGAGAUUGCGUCAUCUGUGGAUCUGUUGAGGCGAGUUGGAGUCCCCUGUAGCUCAGUUGGUAGAGCAUGGCGCUUCCAACGCCAGGGUUGUGGGUUCGUUUCCCACGGGGGGCCAGUAUGGAAAUGUAUGUACCCACUAACUGUAAGUCGCUCUGGAUAAGAGCGUCUGCUAAAUGACUAAAAUGUAAAUGUCUAGGGUAUCCGGGAUGAUGCUGUUGAUGUAAGCCAUGACCAGCCUUUCACACGUCCUGGUAAUCCGUCUGGUCCCGCGGCCUUGUGAAUGUUGACCUGUUUAAAGGUCUUGCUCAUAUCGGCUACCGAGAGCGUUAUCACACAGUCCGGAACAGCUGGUGCUCUCAUGCAUGCUUCAGUGUUGCUUGCCUCGAAGCGAGCAUAAAAGGCAUUUAGCUUGUCUGGUAGGCUCUGGUCACUGGGCAGCUCGUGUCUGGGUUUCCCUUUGUAGUCCGUAAUAGUUUUCAAGCCCUGCCACAUCCGACGAGCGUCAGAGCCGGUGUAGUACGAUUCAAUCUUAAUCCUGUAUUGACGCUUUGUCUGUUUGAUGGUUCGUCGGAGGGCGUAGUGGGAUUUCUUAUAAGUGUCCGGGUUAGAGUCCCGCUCCUUGAAGCAGCAGCUCUAGCCUUUAGCUCGGUGCGGAUGUUGCCUGUAAUCCAUGACUUCUGGUUGGGAUAUGUACGUACGGUCACUGUGGGGACGACGUCGUUGAUGCACUUAUUGAUGAAGCCGGUGACUGAGGUGGUAAACUCCUCAAUGCCAUUGGAUGAAUCCCGGAACAUAUUCCAGUCUGUGCUAGGAAAACAGUCCUAUAACAUCCACUUCAUCUGACCACUUCCGUAUUGAGCGAGUCACUGGUACUUCCUGCUUUAGUUUUUGCUUGUAAGCAAGAAUCAGGAGGAUAGAAUUAUGGUCAGAUUUGCCAAAUGGAGGGCGAGGGAGAGCUUUGUAUGCGUCUCUGUGUGUGGAGUAAAGAUGGGCUAGAGGUAUUUUUAUUUUUUGCAAAUUAGGUAAAACAGAUUUAAGUUUGCCUGCAUUAAAGUCCCCGGCCACUAGGAGCGCCACUUCUGAAUUAGCAUUUUCUUGUUUGCUUAUGGCCUUAUACAGCUCGUUGAGUGCGGUCUUAGUGCCAGCAUCGGUUUGUGGUGGUAAAUAGACAGCUAGGAAUAAUAUAGAUGAGAACUCUCUUGGUAGAUAGUGGGUCUACAGUUUAUCAUGAGGUACUCUACCUCAGGCGAUCAAUACCUCAAGACUUCUGUAAUAUUAGACAUCGCGCACAAGCAGUUAUUGACAAAUGGACACACACCCCCGCCCCUCGUCUUACCAGACGUAGCUGCUCUGUCCUGCCGAUGCACGGAGAAGCCAGCCAGCUCCGUAUUAUCCGUGUCGUUGUUCAGCCACGUCUCGUGAAACAUAAUAUAUUACAGUUUUUAAUGUCCCUGGGUAGGAUAGUCUUGAUCAUAGAUCAUCCAUUUUGUUUUCCAAUCAUUGCACGUAGCCAAUAGAACGGAGGGAAGUGGAAGUUUACUCAUUCGCCUACUAAUCCUCAGAAGGCAGCCCGACCUUUGCCCGACCUUUGCCAUUGGUGGCAUUGUGUUGUGUGAUAACUGCAGAUUUUAGUGGCCUUUUAUUGUCCCCAGCACAAGGUGCACCUGUGUAAUGAUCAUGCUGUUUAAUCAGCUUCUUGAUAUGCCACACCUGUCAGGUGGAUGGAUUAUCUUGGCAAAGAGAAAUACUCCCUAACAGGGAUGUAAACAAAUGUGUGCACAAAAUUUGAGAGAAAUAUGCUUUUUUGUGGGUAUGGAAAAUAUCUGGGAUCUUUUAUUUCAGCUCAUGAAACAUGGGACCGUCACUUUACAUGUUGUAUUUAUGUUCAGUAUAGAGGAGUGUAUCUAAUAAACUGGCCACUGAAUAUAUUUACUAGUGAGGAGGGCAACGUCAUGGUCUUCUGUGACAAGGCAACAUCUGUGUUCACCAGGUAGGAAUCUGACUACCUCCUUGUGUGUUAUGUAACUCUCUCUCUUCUCCUGCCCAGGCGUGCUAUGGGAUAGUGAAGGUGCCGGAGGGUAACUGGCUGUGCAGGACAUGUGUUCUGGGCAUCGACCCCCAGUGUCAGCUGUGCCCCAUCAAGGGCGGGGCGAUGAAGGCUACGAGGGCGGGCACCAAGUGGGCACACGUCAGCUGUGCCCUGUGGAUCCCUGAGGUAAAGGAUUACUCCCUCUUCCAUUUGGGGUGGAACGAUACAUGUAUUUGUACCGAACUGUUCGGUGCAGGGACCUCGUGAACCCUGUGAAUACUUUGAAACACGCUCUGUUCUAUGCCUCUUGCGUAAAUCUGAGCUGGGGGGGGGGGGGGGGGAUUUUUAAUUGGCGCAUUUCAAACGGUCCUUUUGUGAGGGGCGGCCGGGAGCUAGUUCUGUACAAUGGAGAGUGGUGGGGUCUAUAAACCAGGAGGAUUCUCUAUAACUAGUUCUGUACCAUGGUGAGUGGUGGGUGGGGGUCGAUAAACCAGGAGGAUUCUCUAUAACUAGUUCUGUACCAUGGUGAGUGGUGGGGGUCGAUAAACCAGGAGGAUUCUCUAUAACUAGUUCUGUACCAUGGUGAGUGGUGGGGGUCUAUAAACCAGGAGGAUUCUCUAUAACUAGUUCUGUACCAUGGAGAGUGGUGGGGUCGAUGCUUCUAGCUCCUAAGCAACAGACAUGGCAGCUCUGCUUCUAGCUCCUAAGCAACAGACAUGGCAGCUCUGCUUCUAGCUCCUAAGCAACAGACAUGGCAGCUCUGCUUCUAGCUCCUGAGCAACAGACAUGGCAGCUCUGCUUCUAGCUCCUGAGCAACAGACAUGGCAGCUCUGCUUCUAGCUCCUAAGCAACAGACAUGGCAGCUCUGCUUCUAGCUCCUAAGCAACAGACAUGGCAGCUCUGCUUCUAGCUCCUAAGCAAUAGACAUGGCAGCUCUGCUUCUAGCUCCUAAGCAAUAGACAUGGCAGCUCUGCUUCUAGCUCCUAAGCAACAGACAUGGCAGCUCUGCUUCUAGCUCCUAAGCAACAGACAUGGCAGCUCUGCUUCUAGCUCCUGAGCAACAGACAUGGCAGCUCUGCUUCUAGCUCCUAAGCAACAGACAUGGCAGCUCUGCUUCUAGCUCCUAAGCAACUUUGCAGUAUUUCUUUUUUUUGUGUUAUAUCUUACAUUAUUAGCCCAGAAAGUUUUUUUAGUUAUAACAUACAGCCGGAAAUAACUUUUGGAUAUCAGUGGCGGUAACUCACCAGCAUUACGACCAAAAAUAAGACUUUUCCGAAUUGGAUCCUUUGUUCCCCAAGGCAACUGAACUUAUCCCAGAGGCUGCUCCAAGACGCUGCCUGCGGAGAAGAAGUAUUCGGAGUGGACUUCUAGUCCGACUCAGGAGGCGUGCACACCAUCCACCACUUCCGAGUAUAUUACUCGCUAAUGUUCAGUCUCUGGACAAUAAAGUAGACGAGCUCAGGGCGAAGAUCUCCUUCCAGAGACACAUCAGGGACUGUAACAUAUUCUGUUUCACGGAAUCAUGGCUCUCUCCGGAUAUACUGUCCCCGUCCAUACAGCCAGCUGGGUUCUCAGUACAUCGCGCAGACAGGAAUAAAGAACUCUCCAGGAAGAAGAAAGGCGGUGGUUUAUGUUUCAUGAUUAACUACUCAUGGUGUGAUAGUGGCAAUGUACAGGAACUGUAGUCCUUUUGUUCACCCGACCUAGAAUACAUCACAAUCAAAUGCCGACCGUAUUACCUCCCAAGAGAAUUCUCUUCGGUUAUAGUCCCAGCCGUGUAUAUUCCCCCUCAAGCUGAAACCACGACGGCCCUCAAGGAACUACACUGGACUUACUUUAUGCAAACUGGAAACCCCAUAUCCUGAGGCUGCAUUUAUUGUAGCUGGGGAUUUUAACAAAGCAAAUUUGAGGAAAAUGCUACCGAAGUUCUAUCAACGCAUUGACUGUAGUACUCACACUAUUCAAUGCUGGUCUGACCAAUUGGAAUCCAUGCUUCAAGAUUGCUUUGAUCACACGAACUGGGAUAUGUUCCAGGUUGCUUCUGAGAAUAACAUAGACGAAUACACUGACAUGGUGACUGAGUUCAUCAGGAAGUGUACAGGGGAUGUUGUGACUUAAAACCUACCCAAACCAAAAACCGUGGAUAGACGGCAGCAUUCGCACAAAACUGAAAGCGCGAACCACUGCAUUUAACCAUGGCAAGGUGACUGGGAAUAUGGUUGAAUACAAACAGUGUAGUUAUUCCCUCCGUAAGAAAAUCAAACAGGCAAAACGUCAGUACAGAGACCAAGUGAGGUCGCAAUUCAACAACACGAGACGUAUGUGGCAGGGUCUACAGACAAUCACGGAUUACAAAGGGAAAACCAGCCACGUCGCCGACACCGACGUUUUGUCCCGGACAAGCUAAACUCCUUCCCCCGCUUUGAAGAUAACACAGUGCCACCGACGCGGCCACUACCAUGGACUGUGGGCUCUCGUUCUCCGUGACCGAAGUGAGUAAGACAUUUAAGCGUGUUAACCCUCGCAGGGCUGCCAGCCCAGACGGCAUCCAUAGCUGUGUCCUCAGAGCAUUGCAGACCAGCUGGCUGGUGUGUUCAUGGACAUCUCUCUCUAUCCCAGUCUGCUGUCCCCACUUGCUUCAAGAUGGCCACCAUUGUUCCUGUACCCAAGAAAGCAAAGGUAACUGAACUAAAUGAAGUGCUUUGAGAGGCUAGUUAAGGAUCAUAUCACCUCCACCUUACCUGUCACCCUAGACCCACUUCAAUUUGCUUACCGCCCCAAUAGAUCCACAGACGAUGCAAUUGCUAUCACACUGCACACUGCCCUAUCCCAUCUGGACAAGAGGAAUACCUAUGUAAGAAUGCUGUUCAUUGACUAUAGCUCAGCCUUCAACACCAUAGUACCCUCCAAGCUCGUCAUUAUGCCCUGGAUCUGAACUGGGUCCUGGACUUUCUGAUGGGCCGCCCCCAGGUGGUGAGGGUAGGAAACAACACCUCCACUACACUGAUCCUCAACAUAGGGGCCCCACAAGGGUGCGUGCUCAGCCCCCUCCUGUACUCCCUGUUCACCCAUGACUGCGUGGCCAAGCACGCCUCCAACGUUUGCAGACGACACAACAGUGGUAGGCCUGAUAGCCUACAGGGAGGAGGUGAGGUCCCUGGCGGAGUGGUGCCAGGAAAAUAACCUCUCCCUCAACGUCAACAAAACGAAGGAGCUGAUCGUGGACUUCAGGAAACAGCAGAGGGUGCACCCCCCUAUCCACAUCGACAGGACCACAUUGGAGAAGGUGAGAAGUUUCAAGUUCCUCAGCGUACACAUCACUGACAAUCUGAAAUGGUCCCCACAGACUGUGGUGAAGAACCUCAGGAGGUGGAAGAAAUUCACAAACUUUUACAGAUGCACAAUUGAGAGCAUCCUGUCAGGCUGUAUCACCGCCUGGUACGGAAACUGCACCGCCCGCAACAGCAGGGCUCUCCAGAGGGUGGUGCGGUCUGCCCAACGCAUCACCGGGGGCAAACUAAUAAUAUAAUAAUAAUAUGCCAUUUAGCAGACGCUUUUAUCCAAAGCGACUUACAGUCAUGCGUGCAUACAUUUUUUUGUGUAUGGGUGGUCCCGGGGAUCGAACCCACUACCUUUUGCGUUACAAGCGCCGUGCUCUACCAGCUGAGCUACAGAGGACCACAAACUACCCGCCCUCCAAGACACAUACAGCACCCGAUGUCACAGAAAGGCCAAAAAGAUAAUCAAGGACAUCAACCACCCGAGCCACUGCCUGUUCACCCCGCUAUCAUCCAGAAGGCGAGGUCAGUACAGGUGCAUCAAAGCUGGGACCGAGAGACUGAAAAACAGCUUCUAUCUCAAGGCCAUCAGACUGUUAAACAGCCAUCACUAGCCGGCUACCACCCGGAUACUCAACCCUGCACCUUAGAGGCUGCUGCCCCAUAUACAUAGACAUGGAAUCACUGGCCACUUUAAUAAUGGAAUCACUGGUCACUUUAAUCAUGUUUACAUACUACUUUACUCAUCUCAUAUGUAUAUACUGUAUUCUACAGUAUUGUAGUCACUCUGACAUUGCUCGUCCUAAUAUUUAUAUAUUUCUUAAUUCCAUUCUUUUACUUUUAGAUUUGUGUGUAUUGUUGUGAAUUGUUAGAUACUACUGCACUGUUGGAGCUAGGAACACCAGCAUUUUGCUACACCCGCAAUAACAUCUGCUAAAUGUGUCCAAUGUGACCAAUAAAAUGUGAUUUGAUUUGAGUGGGAGAUGUACCGUGCUCCAGAUACGCCCCCAGCAGCGUUCGUAACCAAGAUGGAAGUGGGAAUCUACUCCCAACUGGUAAUUACUAAUGGGAAAAUAUCAUCCGGAGCUCACACUUCCCCCACAUGCUGACCUCUGACCUCACCUACUAAGGAAAUUACCUCAAUAACAGCAUGUUCGGCAGUUAAAUACAUCAACAAAAACAUUCUGUAUAUAGAGCUAUCAAUGUGUGUUUUUUUUUUAACUACACUGCUCAAAAAAAUAAAGGGAACACUAAAAUAACACAUCCUAGAUCUGAAUGAAUGAAAUAAUCUUAUUAAAUACUUUUUUCUUUACAUAGUUGAAUGUGCUGACAACAAAAUCACACAAAUUAUCAAUGGAAAUCAAAUUUAUCAACCCAUGGAGGUCUGGAUUUGGAGUCACCCUCAAAAUUAAAGUGGAAAACCACACUACAGGCUGAUCCAACUUUGAUGUAAUGUCCUUAAAACAAGUCAAAAUGAGGCUCAGUAGUGUGUGUGGCCUCCACGUGCCUGUAUGACCUCCCUACAAUGCCUGGUCAUGCUCCUGAUGAGGUGGCGGAUGGUCUCCUGAGGGAUCUCCUCCCAGACCUGGACAAAAGCAUCCGCCAACUCCUGGACAGUCUGUGGUGCAACGUGGCGUUGGUGGAUGGAGCGAGACAUGAUGUCCCAGAUGUGCUCAAUUGGAUUCAGGUCUGGGGAAUGGGCGGGCCAGUCCAUAGCAUCAAUGCCUUCCUCUUGCAGGAACUGCUGACACACUCCAGCCACAUGAGGUCUAGCAUUGUCUUGCAUUAGGAGGAACCCAGGGCCAACCGCACCAGCAUAUGGUCUCACAAGGGGUCUGAGGAUCUCAUCUCGGUACCUAAUGGCAGUCAGGCUACUUCUGGCGAGCACAUGAAAGAAAUGCCACCCCACACCAUGACUGACCCACCGCCAAACCGGUCAUCCUGGAGGAUGUUGCAGGCAGCAGAACGUUCUCCACGACGUCCACAGGGCGCCAGUGGCGAAUUUGCCAAUCUUGGUGUUCUCUGGCAAAUGCCAAACGUCCUGCACGGUGUUGGGCUGUAAGCACAACCCCCACCUGUGGACGUCGGGCCCUCAUACCACCCUCAUGGAGUCUGUUUCUGACCGUUUGAGCAGACACAUGCACAUUUGUGACCUGCUGGAGGUCAUUUUGCAGGGCUCUGGCAGUGCUCCUCCUUGCACAAAGGCGGAGGUAGCGGUCCUGCUGCUGGGUUGUUGCCCUCCUACGGCCUCCUCCACGUCUCCUGAUGUACUGGCCUGUCUCCUGGUAGCGCCUCCAUGCUCUGGACACUACGCUGACAGACACAGCAAACCUUCUUGCCACAGCUCGCAUUGAUGUGCCAUCCUGAAUGAGCUGCACUACCUGAGCCACUUGUGUGGGUUGUAGACUCCGUCUCAUGCUACCACUAGAGUGAAAGCACCGCCAGCAUUCAAAAGUGACCAAAACAUCAGCCAGGAAGCAUAGGAACUGAGAAGUGGUCUGUGGUCACCACCUGCAGAACCACUUCUUUAUUGGGGGUGUCUUGCUAAUUGGCUAUAAUUUCCACCUGUUGUCUAUUCCAUUUGCACAACAGCAUGUGACAUGUAUUGUCAAUCAGUGUUGCUUCCUAAGUGGACAGUUUGAUUUCACAGAAGUGUGAUUGACUUGGAGUUACAUUGUGUUGUUUAAGUGUUCCCUUUAUUUUUUUGAGCAGUGUAUAUAAUUAGUUUACAAUCAUGAUAGCUGUGCUUUUAGUUUAUGGUUGACGCAGCUUGUUGGCCAUUAGCCAACCUGCAGUUCUCAACGAGUUGAAAUCACAUGGAUCCAACUGGUAUUUUUGACUUCACAGCUGGUAAAUUCCCACCUGGUUAAGAAACGCAGCAUCCGAGUGGAAACAAUCCUGUUGCAACAGACAAUGCAAGAAAUGGCAUUUAAUUUUCCCGCUGUAACAAAACCGAACUGUGACCCCCAAAACCGCAAUACGUACUGAACCGUGGGUUUGGUGAACUGUUUACACCCCUAAUUCAUAGAGCACUACUUUUGACCAGGGCCUAAAUGAAGGGUCUGAGGUAUAACCUUAAAACACCCAAAUUGCAUUUUAUACUUUAGCUCCAAUAAAACAUUAAAACACAGAAUCAAACGAUUUCUUUAUUCUCCUGUCAGAAUGUGUUAAUAAUGGUAAAUCACAACAUUAAAGCUUACUAACAGUGUGUUCUUCAUGUGUCUGCAGGUGAGCAUAGCGUGUCCAGAGAGGAUGGAGCCCAUCACCAAGGUGUCUCACAUCCCCCCCUCCCGCUGGGCUCUCAUCUGCAGCCUCUGUAAACUGAAGACUGGAGCCUGCAUACAGGUGAGUCAUGCUGUCUGCACGGAGCUAGGACUGCGUGUUUGUAGUAGCUAGUGAAAUGUUUGUAUUAGUUGUGUGUCAGGAUCAGUCAAUGAACCCAUCCUUAUCCUCUCCAUCCCCCAGAGUUCAACCCUCCUUAUCCUCCUCCAUCCCCCAGAGUUCAACCCUCCUCCAUCCCCCAGAGUUCAACUCUCCUUAUCCCAGAGUUCAACUCUCCUUAUCCUCUUCCAUCCCCCAGAGCUCAACCCUUCUCCAUCCCCCAGAGUUCAACUCUCCUUAUCCUCCUCCAUCCCCCAGAGAUCAAGCCUCCUUAUCCUCCUCCAUCCCCCAGAAAUCAAGCCUCCUUAUCCUCCUCCAUCCCCCAGAGUUCAACCCUCCUUAUCCUCCUCCAUCCCCCAGAGUUCAACCCUCCUCCAUCCCCCAGAGUUCAACUCUCCUUAUCCUCCUCCAUCCCCCAGAGAUCAAGCCUCCUUAUCCUCCUCCAUCCCCCAGAGAUCAAGCCUCCUUAUCCUCCUCCAUCCCCCAGAGAUCAAGCCUCCUUAUCCUCCUCCAUCCCCCAGAGAUCAAGCCUCCUUAUCAUCCUCCAUCCCCCAGAGUUCAACCCUCCUCCAUCCCCCAGAGUUCAACUCUCCUUAUCCUUCUCCAUCCCCCAGAGAUCAACUCUCCUUAUCCUUCUCCAUCCCCCAGAAAUCAACCCUCCUUAUCCUCCUCCAUCCCCCAGAGUUCAAGCCUCCUCCAUCCCCCAGAGUUCAACUCUCCUUAUCCUCCUCCAUCCCCCAGAGUUCAACUCUCCUAUCCUCCUCCAUCCCCCAGAGUUCAACCCUUCUCCAUCCCCCAGAGUUCAACCCUCCUUAUCCUCCUCCAUCCCCCAGAGAUCAAUCCUCCUUAUCCUCCUCCAUCCCCCAGAGAUCAAGCCUCCUUAUCCUCCUCCAUCCCCCAGAGAUCAAGCCUCCUUAUCAUCCUCCAUCCCCCAGAGUUCAACCCUCCUCCAUCCCCCAGAGUUCAAACCUCCUCCAUCCCCCAGAGUUCAACUCUCCUUAUCCUUCUCCAUCCCCCAGAGAUCAACCCUCCUUAUCCUCCUCCAUCCCCCAGAGAUCAACUCUCCUUAUCCUUCUCCAUCCCCCAGAGAUCAACCCUCCUUAUCCUUCUCCAUCCCCCAGAAAUCAACCCUCCUUAUCCUCCUCCAUCCCCCAGAGUUCAAGCCUCCUCCAUCCCCCAGAGUUCAACUCUCCUUAUCCUCCUCCAUCCCCCAGAGUUCAACUCUCCUUAUCCUUCUCCAUCCCCCAGAAAUCAAUCCUCCUCAUCCCCAGAGUUCAACCCUCCUCCAUCCCCCAGAGUUCAACUCUCCUUAUCCUCCUCCAUCCCCCAGAGUUCAAAGCUCCUUAUCCUCCUCCAUCCCCCAGAGAUCAACCCUCCUUAUCCUCCUCCAUCCCCCAGAGAUCAAGCCUCCUUAUCCUCCUUCAUCCCCCACUGUGCUCGGUGAAGAACUGCACCGUUCCAUGUGUGCCUUGUAGUAUAUGUCUGUAUUAUUCUGAUAUAGUUAAUGAUGUGUAUAUUCUGUUGUGUUGGGUCUCAUCCCUCUCAGUGCUCCGUGAAGAACUGCACCAUCCCGUUCCAUGUGACGUGUGCCUUCGAGCACAGCCUGGAGAUGAAGACCAUCCUGGAUGAAGGAGACGAGGUGAAGUUCAAGUCCUACUGCCUGAAGCACAGCAAGCCCAAGAACCAGGCCUCCUCCGACCCACCGGCCCCCGGCCUCAGCCCCUGUCAGCCAGCCCACAGCAAGCAGCCCAAGGCAGGCGAGCCAGGCUCCGUUCUCAGCCCGGCCCGGCCCAAACCCCCCAUAGACCCAGAGAGGGGGGGCCUGAGGGCCCAGAGGUUAUUAGAACUGGAGGAGGGGUUUUAUACUCUGAUCCACCCUGAGGAGCUGGCCCUGAACCUGGGCCUACCUCGCACCCUGCUGGACUUCAUCUACCAGUACUGGAAACUGAAGAGGAAGAGCAACUUCAACCGUGCUCUGCUGCCCCCUAGUGAGGAGGAGAACCUGCUGCUGUUGCCUCAUGAAGACAGCAUCCACACACGAAUGAGGAUGUUCAUGCACCUCCGACAGGACUUAGAGAGGGUUAGUAUUACUUAUUAGUUAGAUAUUUAAUAUAGAUAUAUUAGAAGACAGCGUCUACAUACGAAUAAGGAUGUUCCUGCAGGAGGGAGUGGUUGAUUACAUUAGAUCAGGGCUCUCCAACCCUGUUCCUGGAGAAACCCUCCUGUAGGUUUUAACUCCAACCCUGUUCCUGGAGAGAUACCCUCCUGUAGGUUUUAACUCUAACCCUGUUCCUGGAGAGAUACCCUCCUGUAGGUUUUAACUCCAACCCUGUUCCUGGAGAGAUACCCUCCUGUAGGUUUUAACUCUAACCCUGUUCCUGGAGAGAAACCCUCCUGUAGGUUUUAACUCCAACCCUGUUCCUGGAGAGAUACCCUCCUGUAGGUUUUAACUCCAACCCUGUUCCUGGAGAGAUACCCUCCUGUAGGUUUUUGCUCCAACCCUGUUCCUGGAGAGAUACCCUCCUGUAGGUUUUAACUCCAACCCUGUUCCUGGAGAGAUACCCUCCUGUAGGUUUUAACUCCAACCCUGUUCCUGGAGAGAUACCCUCCUGUAGGUUUUUGCUCCAACCCUGUUCCUGGAGAGAUACCCUCCUGUAGGUUUUUGCUCCAACCCUGUUCCAGGAGAGAAACCCUCCUGUAGGUUUUAACUUCAACCCUGUUCCUGGAGAGAUACCCUCCUGUAGGUUUUCAGUCCAACCCUAAUCUAGCACACCUGAUUCUAAUAAUUAGCUGGUUGAUAAGAUGAACCAGGUUAGUUAUAACUGGUUGGAGUUAAAAAUCCCCAACUGGCCCCCGAGCCAAAAAGUUUGCCCACCUCUGAUUUAGAACAUACCCUUCUCUGCCAUGUUGGGUCAACGUCUGCUCUCUUGACGGCCAUGUUGGGUCAACGUCUGCUCUCUUGACGGCCAUGUUGGGUCAACGUCUGCUCUCUUGACGGCCAUGUUGGGUCAACGUCUGCUCUCUUGACGACCAUGUUGGGUCAACGUCUGCUCUCUUGACGGCCAUGUUGUGUCCCCUGCAGGUGAGGAACCUGUGUUACAUGGUGAGUCGGAGGGAAAAGCUGAAACUGUCUCAGAGCAAAGCCCAGGAGCAGAUCUUCAACCUCCACGUCAAACUGCUCAACCAGGAGGUCUCCGCUGGUAAGAUACUGGUUGUGUCUGUCUGUCUGUCAUCUCUCUAGGGUGGAGAUUGGGACUCAUGGUGUUUCUCUCUCCAGGUCUGCCUGUGUUGUUCCCGGUGGAGAGCAUGUUGUUCCGGCCUCCUCCCAGAAUCACCCUGAAGCUGAAGAUGCCCAAAGUGUCCCUGGGUAACGGGAAGACCGUCUCCAAGUCAGGCAACGGCCCCCUCUGUCCGGAUAACAGCGGGAACGUUCACCAACACAGUGGGGGAGGAGGGGGGUUGGGGGAGGGGGGGGGGAAGGGUAAAGGGGGAGGGAAGCCUCCACUCCAUGGGCGAGGCAGGAGAGAGGAGCGCUCUAAUGGCAGUCUACUCUCUACCUCAGGUCAGUCACGUAGGGAGGGCAGUACCGCCACUGGACCAGCACUGACCAACAGUACGGCCAGGGGCUCAGCCCUGCCUACUGGCAAGCCCCUGACUGGCAAAACCUUAACGGGUAAACCCCUGGCGCUCCACGGCCACUCCUCCAAUGGAAAUGUCAAACUGGACCCAGAGCGGGCGGGGCACGUCCCCAAAUCCAACGGUGUGAUGGAGAAGAUGGUAGGCGUGGCCCAGAAGGACAGCGCCUGUCAGACCCCCAGCGAACAGGAAGCCAUUGAGGGGUCAGGGGUUAAGGCCAGCCAAUCAGCCAGCUUCAGGAGGUCAACCAUGGAGCACUUCAACCAGUCGUUCAAGGAGGCGACAGUCAGCUUGGUGCGGACCACGGAGGACCUGCGGGGGGACAAGCUGUCCCAGGGGGGUAAAGGCUCCAGAUCAGCCAAGGACCGGCCCUGGGCCAAACCAGCUCCUGGAGGCUCCCAAGGACACAGUGGUACCAGACCACCACCCUACCAGGAGACGGACGGAUACUGCCCGGACCUGGAGCUCAGUGACUCGGAGCCAGAGGCUAAAGGCCAGAGGUGGAAGCAGGGUAGGGGGGGCCAGGCGGGGGGAGACUACAGCAGGGGGAACAGCAGAGGGAAGCAGGGCCUGGGGCGGUCCAGUAGGACCUCAGAACAGAGGUGA